ACACAAACACACAUCACAUGGUGCAUGGGACAGCCACUAUUCAUCAAUCAACACACAGCUGGUCAUAGCAGACAGUACGGGACUUUUAGAACCAGAUUUGUUUUUUUAUAUUUUCAAACGCAGAACCGUUUCUUAUGGGCUUAUAGUAUUGCUAAGAGUCUGUAUCAUCAUGACUAGUCCCCUGGCUGGCGAACCCCGGGCUGUGGGGCCUGGUGAAGUUGAUCGAGGGUCUGGAUCAGAGGCCCGGGUGCCCGUGCGACCGCAGCCGCCUCAGCAGCACCUUCAGGCGGCUUGUGUUAGCGCUGCUGUCGUGGCUAUGGUGGAGGCGCUGGAUGAUGCGGAGGGGCUCUUUGUAGCCGUGGAGAGAUGCCCGCUGUGCAACACGGCCAGACGGAGACUCACCUGCGCUCGCUGCAUCCAGACCGGUGAUUUCGUGUAUUUUGAUGGAAGAAAUCCGGAGAGGUACUCGGAAAAGCUUGAAAGACUUCAGAAGCUGAAAAAUGAAAAAGAGAAUCUUCAACAAAGUGUCCUCAAUGCCAUGGACAAGAAAGUUCAGGCUGACCAGCUGAGGUGGAAAAUUAUGUCAUGCAAGAUGAAAAUCAAGCAACUCAAAGAGGCCAUAUGCAUUGGCAAUGAUGAUGUGAAGAGUGGCAGGGAGCUGUUGCUGCGUUCACAAGAGGAGGGCCAAAGACUGCAGCGCAGGGCCAAUCGGCACCAGGAAAAGAGGGACAAAAUUAAGCGUCAUAACCAGCGUUUGGGUGAGCUGCUGGAGAAGAGAUCCAAAGAGCUGCAGGGGAGGCUGGAGGCCCUGGCUGAAGUUCGGAAGGAGCACAUACUGGAGCUCACCGCACACAUAUUCUCCAUACAGGAGGAGAAACAGGGCAGCAGGGACCCAGUUGAUCCAGUUGUGGCAGAGUACGAUCUUGCUCUGACCUCCAGCACUGUCAGUGAACUCGCAGAGGCCAGACGAACCACAUACCACUCAGGUCGCUGGAUCUGGGACGAUCAGAACGGAGAGACGAGCAUCAAUAUCACUGGGCCACAUGUCACAUUGCCUAGCAAUGGAGACUGCUCUGCCUAUUACUGCUGGGUGGAGGAGAAGAGUGGAAAUCAGGGGCCAGAAAUGGACCACAUCAACCCAGCUCACACCAUCAGUGCGGCCCUCUGCUAUGCUACCCAGCUAGUCAACACCCUGUCUCAUAUUCUGGAUGUCAACCUUCCGAAAAAGUUGUGCAACAGUGAAUUCUGUGGCGAUAAUCUGACCCGAUACAGAUUCACCCGCGUCGUAAACAAACUCAACACCAACAUCCUGCACCUGUGCUUCUCACAGCAUGUUGACAGCGAGCUGCUCCAUCCUAACCACACUUUGAGGAAUAUCAUGUUUUUAGUGUCUCCAGCAAACAAGAACCUUGGCAGAACCGGACCUUUUGAGGUGAGUGCAGACUUGGAAGACUCAAUGGAGUUUGUAGAACCAGAGGCAGCCGGACCUGUGGAGGAGAGUGGAGACGAGGCAGUGACAGAUGAAGAAACAGACUUAGGCACAGACUGGGAGACAGUUCCAAGUCCACGCUUUUGUGAUAUCCCCUCCCAGCCUAUGGAUCUUUCCCAGAGCGGCAUGCAGGCGUCCCAGCCAGUGGGCAAUGCUGGGGGCAUGAUCUCCUCCGCAGCGGCCUCUGUCACGUCCUGGUUCCGGGCCUACACCGGGCAGCGCUAAUGUCAGGUGGUUAGUUAGGGCUGUAUCUAUGCAAACACCCCAUUAAAAUCACCAUCACCUUUGUCAACUUGGCUUUAGGGAAAAAGGGGAAGUUUUCAUCUGACUGCUCAAACUAAAUAAAUGUGUGGUUGAAUCCAGAGAGAAGCAUGUUGUCUCCAGAAACAUCUUCUGUGUGAUAGUAAAUCAGUAAUGAAACGGUCGUGAACUGCUGCUCAGUUUUACAUUACUGAUCCUCUGUAGCUGACAUUAUACUGGAGACACAACUUUAUCCAAUGUGCAUUGCCAAAUAUUCUUUCAUUUUUGUUCAUUGGUGCAGACAUUGUACAUUCAAAGCAUUGUUGGACAGACUUGACUCUGUGCUGGCAAGAGUUUGAUUGAUGGAUUGAGUUUUCAUGGAAGAAUGAAAUUGCACCUUCACACCAGCUCUUCAAAGAACCUUACCGUAUAAAUGUUGCUGGACCUUGAGAGAAUUAAAUAUAUUAUUGCGGUGUGUCGCAUUUUAUGAGAUUAUAAAUUUACAAAAAGGAUUGUAUUUUGUGAAGAAAAAAAGUAUGUGAUGGUAUUAUUGCAGUUUUUUGUUCAUUUUACAUUUCAUCAAACACUACAAGUUGUACUGGGCAUAAAUAUUGUGCAUUGUUUUCGAGAGGUCUGGAUUUUUUUCACCAUCUUUAGUUGUUCAAAGAAUGCAUAUUUACUCUACUAAAUUAUCAGCUUCUAGUCGGUGCAUUCUAGAAUAUUUUUUAUUUGUAUUAGACCUCUUGAAAUAUUAAACUGAAUACCUCAGUUUCUGCAAUAGAAAUGAAGCUUUAUUCCUGUUAAUGCAAACAUGGGAAAACUCCUUGUUAUCGGUGUAUUAACUCAGAACAAACAUAAACGUAACUUUGUGAAGCAGUACUUUAAUGGUGUGAUGCCACUUCUAUUUAAGAGACAAGCGUGGCAAAACUAAAUGCAGUUAUUUGAGUGCAUUUACAAUCUAACAUUGUUAUAUACUCAAGGUGUCUGCAAGGUUAAUGAUCUACACUUUUUAUACAUUUAAAAAUUAUUACCUGCAAGAGAUCCAAAAAAGUGCCCUUAACUUUUUCCAAUGUAAAAAGGUUUUAGCUAUAAAUAGUACAAUAUAUAUGCUCACAUAGCCAGCCGAAUACUACUUGGGAACACUCUAUUCUCAGACACUUUCGGUUGCAGAAUAGUGUCUAUGGUUGACAAAAAACAAUGUUUUUAACAAUGUUAUUUGCAUGAUACUACAUUCACACAGAUUGGCACUGAAUACAAUUUAGAAGGUUACUUAGUGCACCUUUAAUUUGGGAUACAAUUAAAUUCUUGCACACCUUUUAUUGUUCAGUCACAUUGUAUAGUCCUCCACUAAAUGUGCACUUGGAAAGCAACAUGACUUGAAGGGAAAAAAGAUGCAUUGAUCCAGUAUUUUAAGAAUAAAUUAUCCCCAU
Messenger RNA from Xyrauchen texanus (razorback sucker), 3159 nucleotides. Its product is annotated as beclin 1-associated autophagy-related key regulator-like. NCBI's taxonomy places the organism in Eukaryota, Metazoa, Chordata, Actinopteri, Cypriniformes, Catostomidae. The coding region runs from base 170 to 1714 and encodes 514 amino acids. The record is from RefSeq and is a predicted model, not a curated record. The transcript has 10 exons. Gene Ontology annotation, biological process: mitophagy; autophagosome assembly; cellular response to starvation. Gene Ontology annotation, cellular component: phosphatidylinositol 3-kinase complex, class III; extrinsic component of phagophore assembly site membrane; mitochondria-associated endoplasmic reticulum membrane contact site.